AAUUCUUAAAUUUGUGCCAGCAAUGGAGUGCAGAAGAUAAAUUUUCAGCCCCAAAUUUAAUCUCAACAGUUUACAUAUAUGGAGAUUUGCUGCGCUUCAAGGCAAUUGUCGCCGAUUAAUCUCCGAUUUGAUCAAACCUUUACUUUCCGGCCGGCAACAGUAAGAUGCGACCUCUUCCCUGAUGCAAAAGCAUUUCCGGAAAUAUCAACGGCCGAUCAAGUGUUCAUUCUUGGAAUGGGUUUCGUCGGAAAAUUCUUCGCUGCAGAUUUGAAGAAAAAAGGAUGGGUAGUGAGAGGGAGCUGCAGCAGCACUGGGAAGAAGAAACAACUCGAAGAUUUGGGAUAUUCAGCUUAUGCAUUCGAUGCAAAUCACCCACAGGAUGAGGUCCUAGAGGUUGUGAAAAACCAUACGCAUCUCGUUAUAUCUAUUCCGCCACUUAAGGGUGUUGGUGAUCCGAUUCUUUGUCAUGGAGGACUAUUAGAGAGGGCCCUGAAGGGUGGUAGACUCAGGUGGCUUGUCUACUUGUCCUCAACUAGUGUAUAUGGAGACUCGGGUGGUGCAUGGGUAGAUGAAGAUUAUCCAGUGAAACCAGAAAGUGAACUUGCCCGAGCAAGAUUAGCUGCUGAGGAACAAUGGCUAUGUUUCGGUCAGAAUCUUGGUAUUGCAGCACAUGUGUUUCGUCUCGGAGGUAUAUAUGGCCCUGGUAGAAGUGCUGUUGAUACUAUACUUAAGCAAGGGCCGAUGUCAAAGGGUCAGAAAGCAAGAUUAUUAAAGGACUACACAUCUCGCGUGCAUGUUGCUGACGUAUGCCAAGCACUGCAUGCCAGUAUUUUGCAUCCAUCUCCCGGGAAGAUAUAUAACAUUGUGGAUGAUGAUCCUGCCCCACGAGAGGAGGUAUUUGAGUUUGCUCGAAAGUUGGUUGAAGAAAAACUUCCAGGUCGUGUUUAUGCUGAGAGAGGAGACCAGGUACUUGUCUCAGAGAAACCUUCCAAGUCGACAAAGCGAGUCUCAAAUGCUCGUAUGAAGAAAGAACUGGGAGUUAACUUGCAUUAUCCUAGUUACAGGUCUGGACUAGGAUGCAUCAUGGAGAACAUGGCGCCAAUGUCGUGAAUAUGUAGGAGUUAACUUACAUUAUCCUAGUUACAGGUCUGGACUAGGAUGCAUCAUGGAGAACAUGGCGCCAAUGUCGUGAAUAUGUACCCAAACAUAUAGUUUAGGACCAGAAGCUAACAUGCUUAAUGUGUAGGACAAUUUUUUUUUUGAGCAAUUGUGCGGACCAACUUACGACUUUACGCUUCAUUUUGUAUUGUUGACAUGCCUGAUGUCCCUCUAUAUGGAGUAUUAGUACCACUUUAAAUUA
This is a messenger RNA of Salvia hispanica, 1360 nucleotides long. RefSeq names its product NAD(P)-binding Rossmann-fold superfamily protein. Lineage: Eukaryota; Viridiplantae; Streptophyta; Magnoliopsida; Lamiales; Lamiaceae. The record is from RefSeq and is a predicted model, not a curated record.